Messenger RNA from Bombyx mori (domestic silkworm), 3414 nucleotides. Its product is annotated as peroxidase. Bases 154 to 2052 code for a protein of 632 amino acids. Gene Ontology annotation, molecular function: peroxidase activity; heme binding. The record is from RefSeq and is a predicted model, not a curated record. Gene Ontology annotation, biological process: response to oxidative stress. The transcript is spliced from 12 exons. NCBI's taxonomy places the organism in Eukaryota, Metazoa, Arthropoda, Insecta, Lepidoptera, Bombycidae.
GAAUUAUAUUCUUAAAUUAUCAACAUACAGAUUACAAUAACCAGUUUUGUUGAAACUUAAUGGUCACACAAAGUUAUAUUAGGAUGUGAGAAUGAAUAUCUGUUUUCAGUAACAACUUAUUUUGUAUGGAGAAGGACGUGUCAGCAAAAAAACAUGAUUAUUUUUGUUUUUUUAUCACUAUUCGCCGUUACAGUUAAUUGCAUAUUUUAUGAUUCUUACACGGGUAAUGUUAUUAGCAAAGAUGAAGUGAAACAACACGACAAAGCGAAUAACACUUUUUGGUGUGUCGGAGAGUUUGAACCUUGCGACCCGAACGAAGGCCGGCGUGUUGAUGGCUCCUGCAAUAAUCUCCAACACCCAACCAGAGGCGCCAGUCAUACUCCAUUCGUCAGAGUCCUACCAGCUGUUUACGAUAAAGAUUUUGAACCGAAAACAACGAAAUCCGGAAAUGCUAUGCCCACUCCAAGGUAUUUGAGAACAAGUCUGUGGAGUGUGGGCAAGGUAUCCAGCCAAUUGUUUACUCAACUAGCGAUUCAUGAUUUCGUUUUCAUGUCUGCUGAUGUAGUGUCUCUUCAUGAUACAGUUAAAUAUAUUUUAUGGAAGCCAUAUUGCUGUACGGCCAAAGGAAAAACUGAUAGAGAUUGUGUACAGAACAAAAUACCUGAUGAUGACCCGGUGCACCGCUUCUCAGACAUCAGGUGUCUGAACAUGACGCGACCGGAGUCUUUUCAGUCCACUGGCUGUGUGAAAAAUGGAACAGUUCCAGAAAGGAUCGUAUCGUCUACACCUCUGAUCGACCUAUCGAUGAUAUAUGGGAGCGUUUUAAAAUCGCUACUGGCAAACGGAAGACUAUUCAAAGGAGGCUUACUGAAGUAUGAGAAUUCUAAUGGAAGAAUCUGGCCUCCAAGUACCAAAUCUCAAGCUAACCUUUGCUUUUUAAACGACAAGCCUAGAGAAACAAGAUGUCAUGCAACACCCGAUAUUGGUAGCAAUACACUUGCUAGUGUCAAUUUAAUGAGUAUUUGGUUUUGGAGGCACCACAAUUUCAUCGCGGAACAAUUGGCAAAGAUCAACCCGUGUUGGGAUGACAAUACGCUUUUUAAUACAGCGAGAGACAUAAAUAUCGCUGUAGCUCUACAGAUAUAUCUUUAUGAGCUGUUACCUCUUUUCUUGGGUCGUGACAAUUUGGUCAGAGAUGGUGUACUAUCGCCUUCAUUUGGAUACAGAGAUGCGUACAAUCCUGAAAUACUACCACAAGUUUCGCUCGAGUACCCGUUCGUCUUGCGAUGGCUCCACAGCGUCCAGGAAGGCACCCUUAAAAUGUACGACACAAAGGGAUAUUAUCUCAAGCAGUAUCCGAUAGUGAACCUCACUUUGAGAACAGGCUUCUUCGAUGUGGACAAUAACAUAGAUUAUAUAACACAAGGAGCUUUCAGACAAGGCAGUGCUAAUAUUGACCAUACAGCUGAUCCUGAUAUCGUUGAUAUCGGCUUGGGUCCUCACCAAAGAGCAUCAGAUCUGAUGACAAACGACAUCUCCAAGAACAGAUAUUUUGGAUUCCAGCCUUACGUUAAAUACCACGAAUUUUGCUUCGGUAAAACUAUCAAGAAAUGGGGAGACCUGGAAGGAGUAAUUGACCCCGAGAGGAUCGAAAUACUCAAAGAUUUGUACGAAGAUGUUGAAGACAUGGACCUCUUGGCCGGUAUUUGGGUUGAGAGGCGCAUUAAAGGUGGUUUCGUGCCGCCAACCUUCUACUGCUUGGUUGUGGAACAGCUAGUCCGCAAUAUUGUAUCUGAUAGACAUUGGUACGAGAGCUCGAAAAGACCCAACGCCUUUAGUUUACAACAACUUUUCGAAAUAAGGAAAGCUAGUAUAGCUCGAAUCCUUUGUGACGUUGGCGAUAAGGUCACCGAAAUACAGCCUCAAGCGUUCCUCAGACCGCAUUCAAGAAACAGAAUAAGUCGCUGCGAGAAUAUUCCCGGCAUCGACUUCACAGCCUGGAAGGACUUCAAAUGCAACGAACAGUACACCUGGCAAUUAGUGAAUGAAUAGAACAUGUUUAUAUUCACUUAUGUUAACGAAUUCUAUCCUCACAUUAUAAUUUAGUUACUAGUGCUCCCGCCGUAGUCGAAAUUCGACUAUAAUUAAUUGAAAUUAUAAGUUUGAACAUUAUUAAGGUUCUAUUGUCAAAGAUACUUCUUUAUUCACAGAUUUCGCCAAGACCACACUAUAGACAAAUAAUAUGAAAGAUAAAACAAUAUUAGCCUAUUCUCAAUUUGACCACAGACUUUAAGCUAUAACAAAAGUUUGACAAUAAACAAAAAGUAUAUAUGCGUGUUUGUGUGUCAAAUACGUGGUAGUGUGUGUAAUGUUUUUUUAUUGAUUUAAUGUAUUAUUAAUGCAUAAUUUUUAAAAAAUAUUAUCAUUUUGCACUCCUUCUCUAUAUUUUCUAUAUAAGUGUGGUAGGACCUCUUGUGAACUGGUGGUAGGACCUCUUGCGAGUCCGCGCGGGCAUGUACCACCGCCCUGCCUAUUUCUGCCGUGAAGCAGUAAUGCGUUUCGGUCUGAAGGGUAGGGCAGCCGUUGUAACUAUACUGAGAUCUUAGAACUUAUAUCUCAAGUUGGGUGGCGCAUUUACGUCGUAGAUAUCUACGGGCUCCAGUAACCACUUAACACCAGGUGGGCUGUGAGCUCGUCCAUCCAUCUAAGCAAUAAAUUAAAAAAAUUUGGGAAAUUUCAUACCACUCCGUCCGCGCAAUUUUCGUAAAAAAAUUUUGCUUCACGUAUUAAUAUAAUAAUAUGGAUUACACAUGAUAUCUAUAUAUUAAUAUGUGAAGAAUUAACUUUUUAUCCCUUUUUACGAAAAUUGCGCGGACGGAGGAGUAUGAAAUUUUCCACACUUAUAGAGAAUAUAGAGAAGAAGUGCACAGUGCUAAUUUUUUUUUUAAAUAGUGCAUAAAAGAUACAUUAAAUCAAUAAAGAAAACAUUACACAUACUGUCAAAAUGUUGUUCUUGACGUCUGUGGUCAAAUUGGGAAUAGAUUAAAUAUUGUUUGUCUUUAUUAGUACUUUUUUAUAGAGUAGCCUUGGCGAAAUUUAAGAUUAUAGAAGUAUAAAAUACAAUCAUAAUAGUGUACAAACUUACAAAUCCAAUUAAUUAUAGUCGAAUUUCGACUACUGCGGGACCUUUAGUAGUAUUAAAACUAUGUAUACUGACUGACAGUAUAUUCUUUACAAUUAAAUUCAAUUAUUUAUCGCAAAUACUAUUAACGGUAAAUUGUAGUUUUAGAUGAUGCGGUGACGGGCUGACGUUUGUUUUAAGUGAUUACGGGAUACCAUAGACAUCAACCUUGACAUACCGAAAGCAUAAUAGCGGCCAGAGUAUUACCCAUAAAUAAACGUUGAUUAUAAUUA